CGGGCUCGGGGGGCGAUGCGGGGGCCUGGCCCGGAGCUCAGGGCGCUCCUGCUCCUGCUCCUGCUGCUGCUGCUGAGCCGCGGGGAGCCGGCGGCGGCUUUACAGUGCCUAGAUGCUUUUAAGCCUUGUAUCAAUGAGGGAAAAUGCAUCUCCUAUCGCAAUGGCACAGGAUAUUGCAAGUGUCCAGAGGGUUUUCUUGGAGACUACUGUCAGUACAAAAACCCUUGUGAAAGCCAUACCUGUCAGAAUGGAGGAACAUGUGAAACCACAUCUGUGGUCGGAAAAGCCACUUGUAAAUGUGCUUUAGGAUUCACAGGCGAGGACUGCAAAUACUCUGAAUCACACAUCUGCUUUGUAUCUCACCCUUGUUUAAAUGGAGGGACCUGCCAACUGCUUCUCCAGGACACAUAUGAGUGUGUCUGUCCACCAGGUUACACAGGAAAGGACUGCCAGUGGAUUGAUGCUUGUGUGUCUCAGCCAUGUGCCAAUGGAAGUACAUGUAUCACAUCUGGAAGCGGGUUCUCCUGCAUCUGCCCAGCAGGCUAUACUGGCUCAAAGUGCGAGAUUGAUCUAAAUGAAUGUGCCACACCAGGACAAUGCCAAAACGGUGGAACGUGUCACAAUUUGCCCGGUUCUUACCAAUGCCAGUGCAAGCCAGGCUUUAGAGGACACCGCUGUGAGAACACAUAUGUGCCUUGUUCACCAUCGCCAUGUAUGAAUGGAGGGACAUGUCAUCAAACCAGUGACUUUACCUUUGAGUGCAACUGUUUGCCAGGCUUUGAAGGAAGCACCUGCGAGCAGAAUAUUGAUGACUGCCCAAAUCAUAAUUGCCAGAAUGGUGGGGUGUGUGUGGAUGGUGUGAACACUUACAACUGCCACUGCCUCCCGCAGUGGACAGGUCAGUUUUGUACUGAGGAUGUAGAUGAAUGUCAGCUCCAGCCCAACGCCUGUCAGAAUGGAGGGACCUGCACCAACCACAAUGGAGGCCACAGCUGUGUGUGUGUCAAUGGCUGGAGCGGGGAGGACUGCAGUAAGAACAUUGAUGACUGUUUCAAUACUGCCUGUGCUGUCGGGUCUACUUGCAUUGAUCGUGUGGCUUCAUUUACAUGUAUCUGUCCAGAAGGAAAGACAGGUCUCCUGUGCCACUUGGAUGACGCAUGUGUUAGUAACCCAUGCCUGAUGGGAGCUCUAUGUGAUACCAACCCUCUGAAUGGACACUACAUCUGCACCUGUCCUCAAGGCUAUAAAGGAGCAGACUGUACUGAUGACGUGGAUGAGUGUGCUAUGGCAAACAGCAACCCAUGUGAGCAUGCUGGGAAAUGUGUGAAUACAGAAGGCUCCUUCCACUGUGAAUGUCUGAAGGGGUAUACAGGGCCUCGCUGUGAACUGGACAUUAAUGAAUGUCUUUCUGAACCAUGUCAGAAUGAUGCCACUUGCCUGGAUAAAAUUGGAGGGUUCACAUGUCUCUGCAUGCCAGGGUUUAAAGGUAUGCACUGUGAACUGGAGAUUAACGAAUGCCAGAGUAAUCCCUGUGUGAACAAUGGAGAAUGUCUGGAUAAAGUCAAUCGCUUCCAGUGUGUCUGCCCACCUGGUUUCACUGGAGCUGUGUGCCAGAUCGACAUUGAUGAUUGCUCCAGCACACCUUGUCUAAAUGGAGCUAAGUGCAUUGAUUAUCCAAAUGGCUAUGAAUGCCAGUGUGCCACAGGCUUUACUGGCACUUUGUGUGAAGAGAAUAUCAACAACUGUGACCCUGACCCUUGCCACCAUGGUGAAUGCCAGGAUGGAAUUGAUUCGUACACCUGUGUCUGCAAUUCUGGGUACAUGGGUGCCAUAUGCAGUGAGCAGGUAGAUGAAUGCCAGAGUAACCCCUGCCUCAAUGAAGGACGCUGCAUUGACUUGGUGAAUGGCUAUCAGUGCAACUGUCUCCUGGGCACUUCAGGAGUGAACUGUGAGAAUAACUUGGAUGACUGUGCAAGUAACCCCUGCAUUUAUGGAGUCUGUCUCGAUGGCAUUAAUCGCUACGAUUGUGUCUGCAAGCCUGGAGUUACAGGUCCAAGGUGUAAUAUUGAUAUUGAUGAAUGCAUCUCCGGUCCCUGUCAUAAUGGUGGAACAUGUGUAAAUGAAAUGAAUGGAUUUCGGUGUCUGUGUCCUGAAGGCUUCCAUCAACCCAGCUGUCAGUCGCAAGCUGAUGAAUGUCUUAGUAGCCCUUGUGUACAUGGAAACUGCACAAAUGAUGUCAGUGGAUACAUGUGUCUCUGUGACCCUGGCUGGGUUGGAACAGACUGUGAAGUGGAAGAGAACGCAUGUCUGUCAAACCCGUGCCAGAAUGGAGGAAUUUGUGACAGUCUGGUGGAUGGAUACAGAUGUACCUGCAUGAAAGGAUUCAGAGGCGUGAACUGCCAGCUCGUGCUGUCUCCCUGCUCUCCUGAUCCAUGUGAGAACUCUGGAAUCUGCCAAGAAUCUCCUGACUCGGAGGGCUACAUCUGCCAGUGUGCUGCUGGCUGGGAAGGCCAGAGAUGUACAGUGGAUAUAGAUGAGUGUGUGUCAAAGCCUUGCAAGAAUCAUGCUGUGUGCCAUAACACUCAAGGCAGUUACUUGUGUGAAUGCCACCCAGGCUUCACUGGAGGAGACUGUGAAAGCAACAUUGAUGACUGCCUUUCAAAUCCCUGCCAGAAUGGAGCUUCGUGUGUGGAUGGGGUGAACUCUUUCUUAUGCACUUGUCUGCCUGGGUUCCAGGGAGAUAAGUGUCAGACCGAUAUAAAUGAAUGUCUGAGUGAACCAUGCAAGAAUGGAGGCACCUGUACGGACUACGUCAACAGCUACACCUGCAAGUGUCAGGCAGGGUUUGAGGGCACCCACUGUGAGAACAACAUUGAUGAGUGUACCGAGAGUUCUUGUUUCAAUGGAGCCACUUGUGUGGAUGGGAUCAACUCCUUUUCCUGCCAGUGCCCAGUGGGGUUCACUGGGGCCUUCUGCCUGAUGGAAAUUAAUGAAUGCAAUUCCCAUCCUUGUUUGAACAAAGGGACUUGUGUGGAUAGACUGGGGACCUACCAGUGCAUCUGUCCCUUGGGUUACACUGGGAAAGACUGCCAAACACUCAUGGAUCUGUGCAGCAAGUCUCCCUGUAAGAACAAAGGCACAUGCGUCCAGAGGAAAACCCAGUCUCAAUGCAUCUGUCCACCUGGUUGGACUGGCACCUAUUGUGAUGUGCCCAACGUCUCCUGUCAGGUGGCUGCAUCACAGAGGGGAGUCCCCGUGGACCAAUUGUGUCAACAUUCUGGCAUUUGCCUUGAUGUGGGAAACAGUCAUCGCUGCCAAUGCGGCAUGGGCUACACUGGCAGCUACUGUGAAGAGCAGUUGGACGAAUGCACCUCCAAUCCAUGCCAGAAUGGUGCCACCUGCAGUGACUAUCUCAGGGGAUAUCAGUGUGAGUGUGUGCCAGGGUACCAAGGAGUCAACUGUGAAUACGAAGUGGAUGAGUGCCAGUUCCAGCCCUGCCAGAAUGGAGGAACCUGCAUUGAUCUUGUCAAUCAUUUCAUUUGCUCCUGUCCACCAGGAACUCGAGGCCGUCUUUGUGAGGAGAACAUUGAUGACUGUGCGUCAGAUGUGGGAGGACCCCGUUGCUUUAAUGGAGGACAGUGCAUUGACCAAAUUGGGGGCUACAGCUGCCACUGUCUCCCAGGCUUUGCAGGCGAGCGCUGUGAGGGGGAUAUUAAUGAGUGCCUUUCCAACCCUUGUAGCCCUCAUGGUAGCCUAGACUGCAUUCAGCUAGUCAAUGAUUAUACAUGCAUCUGUCGCAGUGCCUUCACUGGUCGUCACUGUGAGACCCUAACAGAUGUGUGUCCCCAGCAGCCUUGUCAGAAUGGCGGUACUUGUGUUGUUGCCAGUCGUAUGCCUGUUGGGUUCAUCUGCCAGUGUCCUCCAGGUUAUUCUGGGUUUAAAUGUGAGUUUGGCAGCCACAGUGUCUGUGGGCAAGUGAAAUGCAAGAAAGGGGAGCAAUGCAUCCAGACAUCCUCUGGGCCCCAAUGUUACUGCCCAAAGCUCUCAGCUGGCACAGCAUGCCAGACUGGUACAGGCUGUGCCAGUGCACCAUGCCAGAAUGGUGGAAGCUGCCAUCCCAGGACUCAGCCACCUUACUACUACUGCCAGUGUCCUGAUCAAUCUGAAGGGAGCCAGUGUGAACACUCAGUGUACCCCAGCCAAGAGCUGCUGGGCUGUCCAGACCAACACUGUGCAGAAAGAUCAAAAAAUGGCUACUGCGACAGGGACUGUAACAUGCACGCCUGCCAGUGGGAUGGAGGUGACUGUUCCCUGACAGGAGAGGAUCCCUGGGCCAACUGCUCUUCCUCGCUGCACUGCUGGCAGCACUUCAAUGGCGAGUGCGACGAGCUCUGUAACACACCCGAGUGCCUCUUCGACAACUUUGAGUGCCAGCAAAAUAGCAAGCUAUGCAAGUAUGAUAAGUACUGUGCAGAUCAUUAUGCGGACGGGCGCUGUGACCAGGGCUGUAACAGUGAGGAGUGUGGCUGGGAUGGCCUGGACUGUGCUGGUGACAAAGCUGAGAAACUGGCAGAAGGGACCCUUAUUAUUGUGGUACUGAUGCCCCCCGAGGAGCUGCUCAGUGAUGCCCGCAGUUUCCUGCGGACUUUAGGAUCCCUUCUUCAUACCAACCUGAGAAUAAAACUGGACUCACAGGGAAACCCCAUGGUGUUCCCAUACUACGGGGAGACGCUGGCAUCACGGAGUCGGCGAUCACUCUCAGGCAAUCGCAAACCCAGAGAACUUGAACAGGAGGUCAUUGGCACGAAGGUGUUCCUGGAAAUUGACAACCGCCAAUGUAGUGAAGAUUCAGACCAGUGCUUCAAAAGCACAGAAGCUGCUGCAGCUCUCUUAGCAGCUCAGGCCAUGCGGGACAUGCUGCCCUACCCCUUUGUGUCUGUCCAAAGUGAACCUUGGCUACCAAAGAAGACCCAGUUGCUUUACCUACUUGCUGUGGCAGCUGUGAUCAUCCUUUUCAUCCUGUUGUUGGGUGUGCUUGUGGCAAAGAGAAAGCGCAAACAUGGCUCCCUCUGGCUUCCGGAGGGCUUUGUUCUACGCCGGGACCCCAGUAACCACAAGCGCAGAGAGCCAGUUGGGGAAGAUGCAGUUGGACUGAAGAAUCUGUCAGUUCAAGCUACAGAGGGUAAUUUGACUGACUGCAGUCUCAGUGAGCACUGGACCAGCAGUGGAGGACCUCUGCCUAAGAGAGCAAAGGCUGAAGAUCAAGCUUUGCUGUCAGACGGACAGGAGCAGGUAGAUCAGCGCCAGUGGACACAGCAACACCUAGAGGCAGCUGACAUCUGUGGGACCCCAUCUCUAGCCCUUACACCACCGCAGGAGGAUCAGGAAGUGGAUGGGCUGGAUGUCAAUGUCAGAGGGCCAGAUGGGUGUACCCCACUCAUGUUGGCAUCUCUCCGUGUGGGCAGCUCCGAGAUUAGUGACGAAGAUGAAGAAAUGGAAGAUUCUUCAGCAAAUAUCAUAACAGACUUAGUUUACCAAGGUGCAAACCUGCAGGCCCAAACGGACCGUACUGGGGAGAUGGCACUGCACUUAGCAGCCCGCUAUUCAAGAGCAGAUGCGGCAAAACGCUUACUAGAUGCUGGUGCUGAUGCUAAUGCACGAGACAACAUGGGCCGGUCUCCCCUUCAUGCAGCCGUGGCAGCUGAUGCACAGGGUGUCUUCCAGAUCCUGAUCCGUAACAGAGUGACGGACCUGGAUGUGCGAAUGAAUGAUGGCACAACCCCACUAAUCCUGGCUGCCCGACUGGCUGUGGAAGGAAUGGUGGCCGAGCUGAUCAACUGCCAGGCUGAUGUCAAUGCUGUGGAUGAUCAUGGUAAAUCUGCCCUUCACUGGGCUGCUGCUGUUAACAAUGUGGAGGCAACAUUAGUGCUGCUGAAAAACGGAGCUAACAGAGACAUGCAGGACAACAAGGAGGAGACACCGCUGUUCCUGGCAGCGCGGGAAGGGAGUUUUGAAGCAGCUAAAAUCCUGUUGGACCAUUUUGCCAAUCGAGACAUCACAGACCACAUGGAUCGCCUCCCCCGAGAUGUGGCACAGGACCGAAUGCACCAUGACAUCGUGCACCUUCUGAAUGAGUACAACCUGACCCAUAGCCCUCCUGGACACCCUGGCACCAUGCUAAGCUCAGCCCUCUCACCAGUGAUCUGUGGCCCAAACAGGUCCUUCCUCAAUUUGAAACAUGCUUCCUUAAGCAAGAAGCCACGAAAACCAAGUGCCAAGGGCCUGGUGCCCACAAAUCUCUCCAAGGAUGCAAAGAGGAAGGGGAAGAAAUCUGUGAGUGAAAGCAAGGGACAGUUUUCUGAGAGCUCAGUGACCCUCUCACCAGUUGAUUCCCUGGAAUCCCCACAUGCUUUUGUAUCUGAACCAAUAUCAUCUCCAGUGAUGCCAUCACCAGGGGUUUUACCUUCAUCCCCACACACACAGCACACUGCUGCAUCAGUACAGGCUGCGCACACCAUGUCCUUCUCCAACCUCCAUGAGCUGCAGCCCCUGGGAUGUGGAUCCAGCACUGUGCUCCCUUCUGUCAGCCAGCUGCUUUCACAGCACAGAAUCACCCCUCCAAACUGUGGGCUCGAUCGGCUCAGGCCAGUUAACAUUUCUGCUGAAUGGAUGAGUCGUAUGGAAAUGAAUGAAUCCCAGUAUAAUGAGAUGUUUGGCAUGGUCCCCCAGGUAGUGCAUUCUCACCCCAGUAUGCCUCAGCAGAGUGGCAUGAUUCAAACCGAUGUGAAGCACGGCGGAGUCUCCAGAGUGUCACUGCCACCUAUUAUGACUUUCCAGCUGGUUCCCAAAGGUGGCAUAAACCAGCAGGCAAUGCCUCAGCAGGCACAGGCAAACUGUGCUCAGAAUAUAGCUGGUCCUCUUAGUUCCAUGUACCAGGUACCAGAUCUAGCUCAGUUGCCAAGUGCCUCCUUUCCCAUAGCAAUGAUCCCUCAGCAGGAUGGACAAGUAGCUCAGACAAACCUCCCAGCCUAUCACCAGUUUCAGAGCUCAGUGGGAAAGUACCCCACUCCGCCAUCUCAGCACAGCUACUCUUCCUCUGCCACGGAGAGGACUCCCAGCCAUACCAGGCACUUGCCAGGGGAGCACCCAUAUCUGACUCCAUCACCUGAGUCACCUGAUCAAUGGUCAAGCUCGUCCCCACACUCUGCCUCAGAUUGGUCUGAUGUGGCCACCAGCCCCAGCCUCGGCAGCAACCAGCGAGGGCCUGCAGCACAUAUGUCAGAGCAGCAGCGGAGCAACAUGCAGGUUUAUGCCUAAAAGGUUCCAAUGGCUGGUAAAGCUGAGCUGGCAGCAGUUCUCAUGACAGUCACCCAGGAUGGAAAUGAAGAACCAUUUUAGUGUUCAAAAGUGUGAAUGCACCCACCCACCAUCCGCUGUGAUUGCUGUAGGUUUUACGCUUCCCGAAUCAGAGAAGCUGGGGAUGGGGAAGACCUGUUGGGCCACUUCUAACCAGUUCCCCAUGGACUAGUGCAUACUACUCUCUAUAUGAGAUUCUCUAGACUUUGUCCAGUCUGCUUUCAAACUUAUUCUGCCACUUUCUUUGAGAGACUCUUGCUCAGCUUAAUGCUUCUUCUGGUUAGAGCUUUCUCAUAUUCAGCCUCAAAUAACAGUAAUUUUACCCUCUUGCUCUUCCGACACUCUGUUACCAUUCCAAAUUCCUCCCUUCUCCUCACAGUUACUGGUCCUGCCUGUGAUCUGAGCUAUCACCCCCCCAUGGCUCUCUUAGACCAGUGUCCUGAACUCCCCCUGCCCAUUAACCAAAACGCUCCCAUAGACAUGAGGACAACUGUCUAGAGCCACCUCCCCUGCACUGCCUAGCUCUUCCCUAAUGCAGUGCCCAGGCUCUCCUGAACCCUCACCUACCUGAGUGCGUGUACAGUGUUGGCUCUUCCAGCUGCCAGCCCCCGAAUUAUCCUCAGACAAGUCUACAGGGCACUCUCCUCCUCACAAUACCUGGUCAGACGUCUACCUCACCACCUACCCCCCAAACUCCUGUCUUCCACAGACAGGUCACACCCCUCCUUCACACUACUCUGCAGUGAAUGCCAGGGCUCAGGGCCGGCCCACCAAGGCACCUUGUCUUGAAGAGGAGACUGCCUGGAAAAGAAGCAGUAGUUUAGGAAACCCCUCAGGUUAAGCAUAAGGAAGUUUCCUGAUCUCACACCACAAAUUCCUGAUCCCAUUACACAGUACCACAGCUAAGAGUCAAAUGUGUUUGACUCCGUUGCUCUCGAGUCCUGCAGGUUGCGUGUUGGGUCUCUCUGUGCUGUAUCAUGAUGUGGCUAGGUUGUAAUCAUGUAUAUGCAGCAUUUUUGUCCUUUUGUACCAUUCACCUGUGUUUAAUGUGACCCUCAAUCCUGGGGAUAGGGCAGAAUUGCCCCUUUUAUGCCCUUUGGAAGUGAUCGGAACAGCCUAAUACAGUGCUGUCCACUAGAAGGCAAGAAUGCUAGAGUCUUCUUCCUAGCCUUUAGUUAGUUUUACCUCAUCUAAAAUUGGAAGUUGGUUAAGUUGGAGACCAAACAGUUCAGAAACCAUCAUCUGAAACAUCUGAGCAGAUGGAUUAAUUGAUUCUGCUCUAUGCUUCAGCACAUACCACAACUGCACACUUGUGAUGCUGUUCCCUGUAUGAUCCCACAAGACAAGUAGGAAUAAUACUGCAGCUUCCUCUAAAUUUUUAGUGGGUUUACAGAACCCAGCUUUCGUUGAGCCUUAACUGGAUAAUAGAGCUGCUUCUCCUCUUGUCCAGAUCUCUGCACUGCCCUGUGAGAACGCUUCCCUGAAGGGCUCUGGACAAGUCAAGGAUAGAAGUGUAAAUUCCUAGAAGUUGCAUUAAUUCUACCUCUUCAGGCGAUCCCUGCAAAUUAACAUUCCAAGGAAAUUUUUGAGCACUAUUUUGCUGCCAACAAAAGACAGGGAGUCUGCUCAUCUCUGAGCAGCAGUUACUGCGCAUUGUACCAGGUCCAGUGUUUCGAGUGAUACUUUUAUCCUAGUAAAGUUAGGAGCACAAUGCAUUUUCUUUUGAUUUUUGACUCAAAGGUACAUGAAGGCAGGGCCUUGCCAGGAAUCAUUCCAUGGGCCACCUUUCUGGGCUGAAGUUGUUGAUUGUUUUGUUUAAUGCUUUCUGACGCACACAGCCUCUCUUCCCUGCCCACACUGAGGUGUGUACUGUGAAAGAGAUACAGCUCAGCCUUUUGGGGGCUUGGGACUGAAAUAAUCAAGGAUUGCUUAAAUACAUGCCAAAGAAACCAAGGGCUUUCGCUUUUUAGCCCUAAAUAACCCAAGUGCCUUUUAUCUUUGGCAGCCAUUGCAAGGCAGGUAUGUUCUUUGCAUCUGGUGUGUUUGAACAAUGUCCCUUUCUGCCUCUUUUAUACUUCUGGUAAAGCUGAGAUCUCCUUAAGGUGGUAUUUUAUCUCGUAAGCAGUAACCAUUCACACAGCAGCAUUUUCCUACAGUAAUAACAGGAAAAUAUGUGCUUAUUUUUACAUUUUUAAAAAAAGUCUAUUAUGAAAAUAAUUGCUACAAAAUAUAUAAGCAUUUUUUAUCCCCAAAAUAAAGAGUAUACGUCCAGUGUCUA
Molecule: messenger RNA, 9634 nt
Organism: Gopherus flavomarginatus (Mexican gopher tortoise)
Lineage: Eukaryota; Metazoa; Chordata; Testudines; Testudinidae
Gene: NOTCH2
Product: notch receptor 2
Exons: 33
Coding region: 16-7317 (2433 amino acids)
Biological process (GO): regulation of DNA-templated transcription; regulation of developmental process; establishment or maintenance of epithelial cell apical/basal polarity
Cellular component (GO): plasma membrane; signaling receptor complex
Molecular function (GO): signaling receptor activity; calcium ion binding; Notch binding
Source: RefSeq, a predicted model, not a curated record